Molecule: messenger RNA, 975 nt
Organism: Rhizophagus irregularis DAOM 181602=DAOM 197198
Lineage: Eukaryota; Fungi; Glomeromycota; Glomeromycetes; Glomerales; Glomeraceae
Biological process (GO): adenylate cyclase-activating G protein-coupled receptor signaling pathway
Cellular component (GO): plasma membrane
Molecular function (GO): G protein-coupled receptor activity
Source: RefSeq, a predicted model, not a curated record
AUGAUACCUUUAAAUAAUGCUCAGGAGCAUUCAUCCUAUGGUUAUGGUGCUGAAACCGAUUUUUACAUUAUUGUUACUAUUCCAUUAUUAGUUAAUAUCUUUAGUUUUUUAGGAAGUUUAUAUAUUUUUUAUCGAACAUUUGUACGAUGGAAAAAUGAUCGUAGAAAUAUUUCUUUAUCAUUUAGAUUUCCAUUUUAUAUAUCAAUCACAGAUUUUGUAUAUUCUUCAUGCAUCUUAAUGGAGUUUACAUAUGUGACGUUUAGUAAAUCAGAAUUCGUAAAUAAUAAAGAGUCUGUCACAUGGCCAUAUCUAUUCUGUGAAAUUAUUGGAUUAGGCUUUACGUUUAUUGUUCUGUUAAAUAUUUUAUUGGUUGGAGCUAUAUCCAUUGUAACUUGGUUAAGAGUAGUUCGAGAACAUUAUUUAGAUUUGGGAAGAUAUGAUUACAAAGUUUGGCUUCCAAUCCUUUUCGUAUCAUCAAUUAUCCCUCUUAGUACAGUAUACGCCCAUGGUUCUCGGGGUUAUUCGUGCGGGACUAAAAUUGGAUAUCAAAUUGUUGGAUUCAUUGUUCUUGCUAUAAUACUCGUUACAUUAACAACUAUCAUAAUUUGCUACGCAUCUGUAAUGAGAGCGAUUCGUAAAAUUAAAGAAGUUAAUGAAUCCAUUACAAAUUCGCAUAAUAAUUUGAUCCAAAUUAACAGUGUUGAAAGAAAAACCUUUAAAAAAAUUUUAACUUACAUCUUAGUCUUCAUUUUACAAUACGUACCUAUUAUGAUUUAUAACGUUUGUGGAUUUUUAAAGGUUCGCCACGUUAUACUUGACGCUCUUAUCCCAGCAGUUAUAAGUUUAGGAGGAAUAGGAAAUAUAAUCCAAUUUUUAUAUAAUGAAGGAUUAUCAGCUAAUAAAUAUACUUCAAAUUAUAAACUUGAAUCGAAUGAGCAAUCACAGAAAUCAAAUAAUACAAUGAGCGAACUUUAA